Molecule: messenger RNA, 2846 nt
Organism: Cydia fagiglandana
Lineage: Eukaryota; Metazoa; Arthropoda; Insecta; Lepidoptera; Tortricidae
Product: acylamino-acid-releasing enzyme-like
Exons: 14
Coding region: 108-2237 (709 amino acids)
Biological process (GO): proteolysis
Molecular function (GO): serine-type endopeptidase activity
Source: RefSeq, a predicted model, not a curated record
GGUGCACAGCUGACUUUCCGUACUUUGUUACAAAUUUAAUUACAAAGCAAGUUUUAUCAUUAUCAAUAUCACAUACAGUAUUUAUUUAUACCUUCAGUGGUCGUGUGAUGUUGAAAAUGUCUUCCCAGAUUGAUACAAUAGUAAAUGCAUACAAAACAUUGUCUAAAAUCCCUACCAUUACUGGAGGGAGAUUGAAUAAUGCAGCCAAUAAGAUCACGAGUGUGCAGUCCGUGCGAAACAUCGACAAAGGCAAGAACAGCAAAUAUCUGUACAACUAUGUGCUGGACGAUAAUCUGAAUGUUAUAUCUAGAACUGAUUAUGGAGUUGAUAUAAGUAAUGAGCUUCUAUCGGCUGUGUCACCAAAAGAGACUUUCAAAGCAGUGAUCCGCGAGGAAAAAGACAACAAGGACACUAAGAAGCAAUACUUAGAGAUUUGGAGGCUAAACGCGGGUCUGACUAACUGUAUUGAUCUCACCGCGUUGGAUAUACAUGGAGAUGUUUAUGCUGACUCCGAAUUUGGUGGCUUGGAUUGGUCCCAGGAUGAAACAGCGGUAGUUUACGUUGCUGAAAGGAAGUUGAAGAAAUCUGAGCCUUAUAUCAAGAGGAGUAAAGCAGAAGAUGCAUCUAAAUCUGGUGGAGGCGAUCCUGCACCGAAAAAGGGUGAAGAGUAUGUGUACAGACAAGACUGGGGCGAGCAGUUGGUCGGCAAGCACCUCUCCGUGGUCGUGGUGUGUAAGAUCGAGUCUGAAGCCUUCAGCGUACUGGAGGGGCUGCCUGAAAGCUAUUGUCCAGGACAGGUACGCUUCGCGCCUGAUGGCAAGAGCGUAGUGGGCGUGGCUUGGGAGACGGAGCCUCGGCGUCUCGGCCUCAUCUUCUGCACCAACCGACCCAGCUUCAUCUUCGACUUGACCUUGGAUGGCCAGCUCACUAAACUGUCAGCGGAGAAUAAGGCGGUGCGCUCCCCACGUGUCAGGCCAAACGGCGACUUGGUCUGGCUACAGCGCGCGGCCGACGGCCCGCACCACGCUUGCCACGCUUUGGUCAUCAAGAGGAAAGGCCAGAGCGAAGUAUCACCAAUAAUAGACAUAGUACAAACGGAAAUCGCCACGGCUCAUGGCAAGCCGUUCCACGGGUUGUACAAUCAGGGCCUUCCCAAGAACUGCUUCACCAAAGACGGUUCCAGGAUCGUGCUUAGCACGCCCAGCGUGUGUGACGUGAAAACCUAUACUGUUGAUAUUGAAAACGGCAAGAUAGCUGAGAUAUCCUGCCCCAACUCCCGCCAAGGUUCUCUCUCUGUGCUGGAUGUCAAGAAUGAUGUUAUCCUUGCUUCUUUCUCCGAUAUGCUGACACCGGCUCAGUUAUACGUGGGCAAAUUGCCAGCCGCUGGGAUGGAAGGGGAGAUAAAAUGGAAUGUCGUAAGCGAAGCGGUGAAGAUCCCAGAAUCCCUGGCCAGCUCCACCAUACACUACCUGAGCCAUAAGCACGAGAACACGGAUGAUGCUGUCAAGACAUUUACCUCGCUGUACCUCGCUCCGAAGUCCUCCGACAAACUGCCAUUGAUAGUGUGGCCCCACGGCGGACCGCACUCCGGCUACGUUAAUUCGUACUCGUUGGAGGCGGCCCUCUUCAACAUGUUGGGUUUUGCCUCACUCCGCAUAAACUACCGAGGUUCGACCGCUCACGGAGACGCGAGCGUCCGCUGCUUACUAUCCAACGCCGGUCGAAUCGACGUCGACGACUGCUUUCUUGCUCUCUCCGAAGUGCUAGAAAGGAACAUAGACAACGUUUCUCUGCUCGGAGGGAGCUAUGGGGGAUUCCUGGUGGCCCAUUUGGCUGGGCGGUGGCCGGAGAUGUUUAGGAGUGUGGUGAUGAGGAAUCCUUUGAUAGACAUGGCCACGAAGGGGCAUUAUGCUGAUAAUUCUGAUGGGUGUGCAGUAGAAGCCGGCUUUCCCUUCACAGAGAAAGGGCAGCCCUCGGAAGACGAACUGCUAACCAUGAGGCGCUGUUCGCCGCUGGUCCACGUACAUAAAGUGAAGGCCCCCACGGCUUUCAUGUUGGGGAAGGGGGACAAGAGGGUCCCGCAUUAUCAGGGGCUCGAGAUGGCUAGGAGGCUGAAGGCUAAUGGGGUUGAGACCAGAGUGUACAUGUACGAUGAUAACCACUCGCUAUCGUCGCUGCCGCACGAGAUGGACCAACUGAUCAACAGCGCCAGCUGGCUACUGGAGCAUUUACCCUAGACUGAACUUUGGAACCAAAGGCCUGUGGACACCGGCUUGCGUGUGUGUGACGUGCGCUAAAAGGUUGGAGCCGCACACGCACACGUCACGCAAGCGGUGUGCCGUCUCUUAUAAGGAUCUAUACCUAUACUACAACGCCGCACGCGCAUGUGCACGUCACGCACACACUGGCGGUGUGCACAGGCCUUUAAGGGCACGGAAAAGCAGCUAUGUAAAUCAGUCCUAUGGAAAUAACUAAAAAUGUAGACAAUCUUAUAUUUAAUUCAACAUUACAAUGCGUACAUUACAUCUAAACAAUUAAAUUUAAACCCAGAUGAUAAUAAUUAAAAUUUAUCGUUGGAUACUUUUUAUUCCGAAAAUCAACUGUUGGUAUAAUGGACGGAAGUUUGGAAUAUAUUUAAGAAGAUGCGCGCGGACAAAAGCUUGUUUUAAGGGAUUUGUUUACAGUUUUAGUAGUUUCUAAUAGAAAAUUUGGUCGCUCGAGUCAGAAUUUUUGCCAUAACGUGUAAUACGAAUUUUAUAACGAUAUAUUUUUUGUAGAGUAAGUAAAAAGUUCGCAUUUGAUAUUUUUAAAUAUAUUUUUUAUUAUAUAAAAUUAUAUUUGUUUUU